AUGAAGGCCAUUCAGAAAUGCGUUCUGGCUAUCGCGGCCACUGCAGUCGCAGUGGCCGAUGCCUCCCCAGCCUUUGUGAAGAGAGCUUCGGACACCACCACCGUCCAUCUCAACCAAUGCUCCGGCACCCCUCAGCACUUCGCCCAGGGCGUCCUGUAUGGUGUCAAUGGCACAAACCCUCCUCAAUCAUACAUCGUCGAUCUUGGUAUCAACUACCUCUCCGAGGGCGGUGCGCAGAUCGAUGCUCAGCCAUCCGGCUACGCUGCGAGUAUGGCGUCGUACCAGCGUAGGUUCGAACAACUGCUAGGAGCCUACAAACGAAUGCGAGAGGUGGGCGGUGUAACCAUCGCCAAAAUGGCAGAUCUGUAUGGCGCCGACGAGACGACGUCUGGCUCCUUCGUAUGGCCAGGCGACAACGGCGACUGGACGAAAUGGGAUGCCUUUGUCCAGCAGUUCAUCUCUGACGUCCAAGCGAAUGGUAUGACGGCGCCGUACGUUUUGCAAUUGGAGCCGUGGAACGAACCUGACGUCAACUUUGGCGGUAGAGAUCAGUCACAGUUCAACGAGCUUUGGCGCAGAACCACAGUCGCCCUUCGAAGCGUUUUCGGCCCCUCGACCAACAACUACCUUCCGAUCGUGGGUCCGAGUACGGGAGGCAAUCCCGGGUACAAUAAUGGUUGGUGGAACAGCUGGUUGUCCUCCAUCCAGUCUAACGGAGGAAUUGCGGUACAACCUGACGUUUACAAUUGGCAUAUGGAAGGCGACCUUCCAAACGACCCGAUCCCACCGGCUCAAGCGCUUCCUGCUUACGUGCAACAGUAUGGACUCACCACAGGCAUUGGCGUUCAGAACAACGAGUUCGGCUUACUUGAGCAGCAAGUUCCCGGGUGGGCCGCCUGGUUCCACGCUCGCUACGAACGCCUCAAGUUCAACGCCCUUCGCGGGAACUGGGCUGGUGGCGCAGCACUGCUUGAUAGCCUUGCUGGCCUGCUGAUCAAGAACGCGGACGGCUCAUACUCUGAAACGGGCGAGUAUCAAGUGUAUAAGUUCUAUGAGCUGAUGACUGGCGCACCCUGCAGCACGGACUCAGGCUCGAGCAUCGAUUCGUACGCUGUUGGUGCAAGCAACGACGUUACUGCGUUAAUUGGCAGCGAAAAUUUCUCGGGCACUUGGAACGUCAACUUCCAGAACAUCGAUCAAUACUUUGGAAGCGCUGCUCAAGUCAAAGCCGACCUCGUUUAUCUUCCAUACAGCAACGGUGGGCCGGUCAGUGGGUGGACAACAAUCUCCACUCAAACGAUUGCCGUGAGCAACAACGCUGCUACCGUCUCGUUCAACGUCGACAAUGGUCGAGACGCCUACGCCGUACGCUUGCACACGUAG
Molecule: messenger RNA, 1383 nt
Organism: Sporisorium graminicola
Lineage: Eukaryota; Fungi; Basidiomycota; Ustilaginomycetes; Ustilaginales; Ustilaginaceae
Exons: 1
Coding region: 1-1383 (460 amino acids)
Source: RefSeq, a predicted model, not a curated record